AUGCCACAGACUAUAGGACCCCUCAACUAUGGAUGCUCGGAUUGGCGCAUCAGUAGCCAAAGAGCCGCAGAUCUGUACAGUUCCGGUACCCAGCUUUGGACAAGAGACGAUCUGAAAGACAUUGAACAACAAUUGGGCCAAUCCUAUUCGAUGGAGCGAUUUUCAGUCCGUCGAAUCGAUGGAAGCAUAAUCCAAAUUUCCAAUCCUAUGUUUCAAAUACAGAAUCCUAUCUGGAAACCCCAUGUCAAGUACCAAGAAUAUUGGCAACUUGUGAAAGCACAACCCAGCGGUCCAAUUGAAACCUACCUGUGCUCUUACAUGGUGGAUUGGAGCAAUCAGACCGCACGGAACUUUCGAGAGCUUAUCGCACAGCCUAUGCAAGUCUUUGACGAGAAAGACUUGUUGUGGCGGAAUAGCAAGACUUGCAUGCACUUAGCAGCCCUGGUCCAAGAUUUACUCGGUUCAAACACUGUGAAGAAAGUUAUCUGCUUCGGGCUCGGUGAUUUUUGCCGCUCCGCGCCUGAAUGGUUAAAAAAGCAACACGACUCUUGGGAUGAGAACUCGGAGGUGAAAAAUGUGAUGGGCUGCAUGAUCCAGCAUUCAAUGGCUCUCACUAUCGCUCAAAUUUGUCGUGGCAAUGACACAGUGCCCUUACUUGCUCAGGACCCUGAGUAUACAGAGGUCGCAGAAGAGAUUCUGACCAAGAAGGAAUUUAAAAUUGUUGGAACCCACGGCGCAGGGGGAUUCGUGGAAAUUGACGAGGAAUCAAUCAUAAUAUCACCCUUUGCUGCCGUCCCAGUCAAGCAGAUUAUCGCCGAUCUUGCUCGCCCUAUGCUCAUUAUUUCCACCGGCUUUGAUGUGUUCAACAGCAAUGAGUAA
Penicillium nucicola is the source of this 879-nucleotide messenger RNA. RefSeq lists its product as uncharacterized. Lineage: Eukaryota; Fungi; Ascomycota; Eurotiomycetes; Eurotiales; Aspergillaceae. The record is from RefSeq and is a predicted model, not a curated record. The coding region runs from base 1 to 879 and encodes 292 amino acids. The transcript has 2 exons.